Owenia fusiformis is the source of this 1461-nucleotide messenger RNA. NCBI's taxonomy places the organism in Eukaryota, Metazoa, Annelida, Polychaeta, Sabellida, Oweniidae. The record is from the annotation of a GenBank genome assembly.
CUGAGGAGCCUCUUAGAUGCCCUCUGUGCAAAGAUGAAUGGCAGGUUCCACAUGGGGGACCUUCUGCUUUAGGACCUGACUUCAAGAUCAAUACAUUAAAGGAAAUACUAGCAGCCAACAGUAACAUCAAGCCUUCAAAGUGCGGGCGUCAUCCUGCUAACCCCUUGUCGUUUUUCUGUCAAGAUGACAAUCACGCCAUAUGUCAUAGCUGUGUUAGAGAUCAUGCAGGACAUUCAUUGCUAAAAAUUGAUGAAGCUGUGGAAGUGUUUGAGAAGGAAUGGAACAAGGGCAAGGAAGAACAUUUAGAAUUAUUAACAGGGAGACUACAGAAAGUAGAAGAAGACAAACUUUACUUUCGAAAUGAAAAUGAACGUCUUACUGAAGAAUUGGAACAAGAUCACAAAAUUGUUAUUGAAGUAAUCAGCAACCUGUUUUCAUCUUUAAAGCAAAACAUUGAUGAGUACCACCAGAAAGAAUGUCGAUCAAGAGCAGUUCUCCAGGAGGAAAUGCAAACAUCUAAGGCAGUGAUUGAGACCUUUACAACACAUAUUGGAACAAUACAGGACAAUGUAGAAAAGGUCAGAUUAUUCACAGGUCUGAAUGUACAAGAAUUAUUGAUUCCUGAACAUUCACCUCCUAAUCCAUACCAGUUCAGACCCUGUGAGAUAUUGCACAACCGAAUUAUAUUUGGCAGUCUGUAUCAAAGAGGUUUCGAUGAAAAUAUCACAUCUAUGAGUAUGCUUCAUCAUCCAAUGAGUAUGCUUUUUCAUGAAGAUAUACCAACAGAAAUUACCCAGCCAACCCCAAUGAGUAUUCCAAGUGAGCAAAGGGAUGAAGAGUCAAUGAGUAUUUCUGGGAGUGGUUCCAUGGUCCAACCUCAACCUGAGAUGCCUCUUCUAAUGCCUACACAGAAAUAUCUACAAAAACCAAUUGUUAGAAAGAAAACCAAACUGCCUCCAAACUCAUCUAAAAAAUAUAUCCUGGACAUAACAGAGGUUGAUUCCUCAACAAGAGUUGCAGUUAGAUUUGAAGAAGUCCAGUUCUACAACAACUCAGAAUUGACAAAUACAAUACAUGGCAGUAUGAGGCAGGCAGCUAUUACACCUGACAAUUGCAUUGCACUUACCAACCUUGCAGGUGUGAUAAGCAUCUAUGACAAGAAGGGUGUACACAAACGAGACAUUAAGACCCCCUUCACUUACCUGGAUGGAAUUGCAUGUAAUGCCAAUGGAGAACUUGUGGUCAGUGACGUGAAGACUGGGACUGUGGCUCACAUAGACUACAAUACUGGGAGAGUUGUGACUACAGCCCCAAAAGCAUUAUUUCAAACACCUUGGUCUAUUGCUGUCAACCUGGACAAUGAUGUAGUGGUGGUUGAUUGCCACAAGCAUUGUAUCAUAGUAAUGGACAGGGAUGGCAAUAAGAAAAUGGAGUAUGGCACCAAGGGAUCUGAUGAUGGGC